Molecule: messenger RNA, 1688 nt
Organism: Daldinia decipiens
Lineage: Eukaryota; Fungi; Ascomycota; Sordariomycetes; Xylariales; Hypoxylaceae
Product: interferon-inducible GTPase-domain-containing protein
Exons: 4
Coding region: 136-1464 (442 amino acids)
Cellular component (GO): membrane
Molecular function (GO): GTP binding
Source: RefSeq, a predicted model, not a curated record
GCCGAUCCUUUUCUGUUGCCCCAAUCGCUCGUUGUGUCUAAACCAAUAUUUGUUCGUGGUAAAUUUUCCAAAGCUUUUCAACUCAGUCUAAAACAACCCGAAAAUCCCGACCCUGAUAUAGGUCUCGAUAAGACCAUGGCAGAAACAAUCCCGAUGAUUGCUUGGUGGUUCCUCGACAAGAAAAAAGCAUUCGAAACCGAACAGAAAUAUAAGGAGACGAACAAGAAAAUCGCUGAAGUUCUCCUUGCUCAAGAACAGGAACAUUCAGCUCGGCUGGAAGCCGAACGAAAAGAAGAGCAAGAACGCUUAGCUCGAAAAGAAGCAGAGCGCCGCGAAAAGCAAGAGCGUAUAGCUCGAGAACAAGCGGAGCUUAGAGAAGAGCAGGAGCGCUUAGCCCGAGAACACUCAGAACACAGAGAAGCGCAGGAACGUCUGGCCCGAGAGGAGGCAGAGUCCAGGGAAGAACGAGAACGCUCGGCUCGGAACGGGGCAGAGGUUAGGGAGAAAGAGGAACGUAUAGCCCGAGAAGAAGCUGAGAAAAGGGAGGGACAAGAGCGCUUAGCUCGACUGGAGGCAGAACAGAGAGAAAAGCAAGAGCGUCUGGCUCGAGAGCAAGCAGAAUACAGAGAAGAACGGGAACGUCUAGCUCGACAAGAAGCAGAGCUUAGAGAGGAACAAACGCGCUUAGCUCUAGAGCUGGCAGAACUUAACGAACGUUCAGCUCGAGAGGCCGAGAGGAAGGAAAGAUAUGAGCGCGAACUGCGCGAACUCGGUGUUCUGCCAGACCGUAAAAUCACCGACGUCGAUAUCAAAUAUGCCCGCGCCGUCGCAGGAUACGAAGACGGAUGCGUCAAUAUCGCCCUUAUCGGCAACCGAGGAACGGGCAAAUCCUCCCUCAUCAACUCACUGCGCGGUUUAAGUCACGAUGAUCGAGAAGCGGCCGAAGUGGGUGAUAUCGAAACAACUUUGAGACGGAAAAAGUAUAACGACGGCAAAGGCAUCGUCUGGUAUGACAUCCCGGGAUCGGGAACUCGAAACGUUUCGGCAUGGCAGUAUUACUAUGACAACGAUCUUUACAUUUACGAUAAGAUCGUGCUUGUCCACGGUAAAAUUCUGACCGAAUCAGACUUCAGGAUCCUCAAGCUAUGCCAAUAUAGAAAGCAAGAAUGGGUUUCGGUGCGUUCCAGGGCCGAUUUACACAUAUGGAACUAUAAACGACGAAGGGGAAUGUGCCCCGCCGAGGCUCGCCAGUGCUAUAUCGACGCUGUUCGGUCAGACAUAGCUACGUAUAACGCACGAGACGAGAAUUCUGUCCAAGAUUUAAAGCUGUCCGUGAGAGACUACAUAGUAUCCGACAUGGGUGUUCUCCAGCUCGUCACCGGAUCAGAGCCAUCUGAAGAUCCCACCGAACAAGUAAUCGACGAACACGCCUUCUUGGAGAAAUUGGGAUUGUCGCCCAGAUGAACGAAGAACAAAUAAUGGGUAUUUGCCUUGUUCGAAUUUCCCUUACGUUCACCCCCUUUCCUUCUUUCCUCGGGAGUUAUGUUUUAGGAUUGAGAAUGCCGUUAUAAAUGGAAUAAGUCAACUAACCUAGGAUUCCUCGGCGGAGUGAGAUCGUAGGCUAUGUGUGUGGGAGAAUAGGGAUACGUAUCUGAGAACAUCAUUCUAAAAUCUUGCCGGAAGAAAGA